ACAAAAACCUUAACAAAAUAAUUAAAAUGCUAGAAAAGUAAAGUCGGCAAUAAAAACGAUAAAAAGCAGUUGAAGCCAAAAGCAAUUUGAAUUUAAAACUUGAACAAAGAUGAAUCGUUUGCUGCUGCAGUGUCUGAUAACGACGUUAUUGCUCUACAAAGUCAGCUGCGUGCCAACGACAAAUGGCAGCUUGGUAACCACUACGGAAAUACCGCAACAGGACGACGAUGAUGAUGACUGGGAUGAGAGCGAAUCGCUUGAGUCAGAUGAUGGACGCAUCUAUAAGAAUCCACGCAAUUCACCAUCCACGGAGUGUCCGCGAGAUGAGGAGCAGGCCACGCUGCUGGGACAAAAAUGUUUGCGCAAAUGCUCGUCGGAUGAGGACUGCAAGAGCAAGAAGAAGAAAUGCUUGUGCGAUGGCGUCUGCGGCAACUCAUGCAUUAAACCAGAUCGCGAGUGUCCAGAGCUGGCGCAGCCCAGUCUAGGUCAAGUCACUGUAGCUGGUCGACACUUUGGCGCUCGAGCAUCCUACAGCUGCCCCCAUGGCUACCACGUGGUCGGUCUGCAGAGUCGCCUCUGCCAAGCCGAUGGCAACUGGGCGGGCGCGGAGCCAGCCUGCAAGCAGAAUAUUUACUGUUUAAAGCCGCCACAGAUCGAGCACGCCAGAAAUUCUGCCUUGCCGGAGCAGGAGACUUUUGAUUUGGAUUCUACAGUGCAGUAUCAUUGCCAUACGGGCUAUGUAACCAACGGAUUUCCACGUGCCAAGUGUCUGGCCAUAGAUAACCAAGCCAGCUGGUAUGGACCGGAUAUUCAAUGCGAACCUCGAUCUUGUGGUCAGCCGCCGGAUCCGGCUAAUGGCUGGCAUGCGGGCGAAUGUUACACUUUUGGCUGCAAGAUCACCUACAAUUGUGGCAACGGCUAUGAGCUGGUUGGCAAAUAUGAGCGCUACUGUCAGUCCGAUGGCUCCUGGACUCCCAAGGAGCUGCCCACUUGUGUGUUGGUUACAUCUGUUGUCUGUCCUACACCCGAAAAUCCAAAGAAUGGCAAAGCAACCUAUACCACAUUGGCCUACAAUUCGGUGGUGAGCUAUGAAUGUCGUUACGGCUACACGCUCGUGGGUGAAAGCUCCAGUCGCUGUGGAGCGAGCGCCAAGUGGAGUGGCACUGUGCCCAGUUGCAAAGAAAUAAACUGUGGACAUCCGGGCGUGCUGUACAAUGGUUGGAUUGAGAACAUUGAGGCGGGCACGGGACUGGGCGCAAGCAUUAUAUUUCGCUGUCAGCCGGAAAUGUUGAUCAAUGGUCAGGGCUCGAGUGUCUGCCAAAUUGAUGGGCGCUGGCGCAACGUUUUACCGGAAUGUCUGGCACCUUGUGUGGUGCCCACAAUAUCUCAAGGCGUUGUCACAGCAAUUGAGAUCAUCACCGAUGAAAAUGGAACCACAAUUAUUGCGCCCAGUACCACGACCACCACACAAUCGCCCACGCAGAUCUUAGGUGGCGUGGAGAAGGUCAAACAUGGCACCGCGCUGGAGGUCAAGUGCGAUGAGAAUUACGAGUUUCCAGUAUCGCUCUUAAGUCCACCUACUUGCAACAAUGGGACCUGGAGCAUUAUACCGCGUUGUGUGCCCGCUAGAUGCAAGAGCAUGCCACGCCCACCCAAGCAUGGCAUGGUUAUGGCGCCAAAAACGGAGCAUGGCAUGAAGGCGCGCUUCAAGUGCAAGGAUGGCUUCAAGCUGGUCAGUCCCGAGGGCAAGGAUAUUACCGACCCGCAUGAUUAUGUGCUUACCUGUUCCUUUGGCAAUUGGACUGGAGAGACGCCCAAGUGCGAGGAGGUCUUCUGCUCAUUCCCGGGCUAUAUACCACACGGCAAGGUGCUGCUCGUGGGCAACAUGGGUCUCUACGAUUAUAGGCCAUAUGUCAAGAAGAUUGUCAACAACAAGCAGAUCAUGUACGAUUGCGAUAAGGGCUACGUGCUAGAGGUGGGUCCACCUGGUGCAACUUGCGUGGGCGGCAAAUGGCGUCCGCUCGACUUGCCACAGUGUCUGCUGGGCCAGCAUCCGCGUCUGCGCUGGAAUCGCCGACGUCGUCGUCGAUCACUUGAUCUACGCCAGCUGCGUUCUGUUUAUUUGCUGCGACGACAGCGUGAACUGCAGCGACAAUUAAGAGAGCAUCAGGAACAUCAGCUGGAGCAGGCGCACAGUUUGCAGCGCCAGCGACGCAGUGCAAAUACUAGUCCCUCGGACAUUGAUUUAGCCUACUCCAAAUACUAUCAGAAGAUCAAGGAGCGCUAUCAGCGCUAUGUGCGCAAGAUGCUGGGACAUGAUAGACUGUAUAAGAACUCACAUGUGCAGGAUGGUCGCUGGUACAAUCAGUAUAACAAUCCGGAGCUGGUAAUGAUGCACAAGGCAACGCAAAAGUGGCGCAAUGCGGGCGAAGGCGAUGAGUAUGCGGAUGAGAAUGAAUACCAUGAGGCAGUGGCCACGGUGCCCAUGCCCAACAUACAUCAGGCAUCACGUUAUAGCAGUCGCUGGCAAUCUGAGCAAAACUCCAAUGAGGCGCCCUUAAUACAUAGUCGGGAUACCAAUACAGCACGUCUCAGUCGCAGCAAGGCUUUGAUCGAUCAGCUCAAAUCGCAAAUAGUGCGACGACGACGCAAGCGCAGCGGCAGCGGAAGCAUCUCUUCGGCGCCACCCUCCUCCGCGAGUUUGCCGGAUACGGCCGAUGUGGACAGCAGUGACGACGUCGGCAAGACUGGAGCGGCAGGCGGUGGAAAUGGUAAGCGUCUGCGUGGACCCUGCGAGGAACUCGAUUGGGACUCCUUUGCCAACAUUACCACUGUACGUCCAGGCAAGGUGCCAGGACGCACAGCCGUCGGCAUUAUGCUGCAGCUGGAAUGCAAUGCAGGCUUCAAGCUGAACAUCAAGGGAGAGAAUGCCACGGCGCGUUGCAUACGCGGUAUUUGGAAGCCCGAACUGCCCAAGUGUAUGUCUGCGCCGUGUCUAGUGCCCGCCGUAGAGCAUGGCCAGUACUACAAAGUGGAACCGCAUACCAAGCAACUAAGCGAUAAGCCUUCAUUAACGCCAUUGUCCACCUACGAGGAAAUACAAUCGAAUGAGUUUAUAACACUCGAAUGUGAGGAUGGCUUCAAUACACAGGGAUCUGCCCAGCUGCGUUGCGCGCAUGGUUCCUGGUCAGUGAAUGCCUUCUCUGAGUGCACCUCAGUGCCCUGUACGCUGCCCAACAUGCCUGGCGUCAUCUAUGAGGGCGGUUAUCGCGCUGGUCUGACCAUUGGUCAUGGCAGCUCUGUACAUGUGCGCUGCGAGCUCUCCACCAAUGCCAAUCCCAUUGAGAUGUCUUGCCACAAGGGUGUGCUAACGCCUCCCAACGUGCACUGCGAGACAGGGUUGCGUAAGUCACGCGAGGAGCUGGAACAUGCCACACCCACACCCGCCAAGUUGGAGCAUAACAAGCAGGAGCAUAACGAGCUAGAUGAGAAUCAUCACGACGGCAACAAUACAGAUGAACAUGAAGAUCACGCGAUGUGCGGACAUCCCAGUCUAACAGAUGGCGCCUUGGUUUACAAAAAUCCUGACCAUGUGGAGGAUGGAAUUUAUGAAAGCGGCACUGAGAUCUUCUUCAACUGCAUACCCAAUGCGGCAGGCGAUCGUCAGACUUGGCGUAUUAUCUGCGACAAUGGACAGUGGGUUGGACGUUCCUUUAACUGCGAGAACGGCACGUGCUUGUUCCGUAACAACGAGGCCAAUGUGGUGAGCUUUUAUAAUGAUCUGGAAAUCCGUGAAGAUAUCGUGGAGUUUCCACCAGGCGCUACUAUUAUCUCUAGAUGUGUUGACAUUGGCAAGUUCUCCAUGAUGGGCAGUCAUGAGCGCACCUGCAUACACUCGGAGUGGACCAACACCAAGCCCAUUUGCUCGGGUCUCAAUCAGGAGAAUGAUUAUGCCAUGGAGAAGGCACCCACCAUAUUGUUUCGACAUCAGAACGGUCCUAUAGCACAGAGCAAUGAUGGCAAGCUGAUUGUAUAUCCGGGCACAACGCUGCACAUGGAGUGCUUGUGGAUGCGACGUUUUGGCAAUCCCAAGUGGAAUGUUAGCCAUACUGAGAAAAAUUACACGGAGGGCUGGGUAACUGAUGAUGAUGUAGGACGUGAUUCGACAUUGGAGUAUCGCCUAACCAUAGUCGAUGCAGUGGCUGAGGAUUCGGGGGCAUUCUCGUGCAUGACGCCGGCGCGGCAUGAGCACUCGGUUGAUGUGGUAGUCAAGACCAUUAAUUGUCCGGAAAUACCUAUACGGCGUGGUCUGAUCGUCAGUACGAAUGAUACCAAGCUUAGCACACGCGUGCUGUUGUCCUGCUCCAAUGGCAACUCGCUGAUUGGCGCAUCUGAGCUGUUUUGCUUACCCAGUGGCAAUUGGAGCGCACUGUUGCCGGUUUGUGAGAGCGUGGAGUGCGGCGAUAUACCGUUAAUGCCAAACAAUGUUAGCUCACCGCGCGUCUCCGUGUUGUCGCGCGAGGUGGGCGGGCGUGCGGCAUUCUCGUGCUCCUCGGGUUACGGAUUGCGUGGCCAGUCAGAGGUCAUCUGUUUGCCCACGGGCGAAUGGUCGACACCGUUUCCCACAUGUGUCGAAGUGCAAUGCGAUAAUCCGACCGCACCGCAAAACGGUUACGCACAGGGCUCGGCACCGUAUCGUGCCGGCGAUGUUGUGCAAUUUAAUUGCAACCAGGAGUACAUGAUGCAAGGGCAGCCGAUUAUCGCCUGUCAGGACAACGGACGCUGGUCGGGCACAUUGCCCAAAUGUGUGCAGGCUUGUUCAUAUCCCGGCACCGCCAUCAGCGGUCGCAUGUCCUCCGUUAAGUUCUAUUACGCCAUCGGCGAGAGCAUCACAUUCACCUGCGAUGCUGGCCUCGAGCUGCGUGGCUCCAAGGUCCUCAAGUGCAUGAAGAACGGCAAAUGGUCCAGCGCCAUACCCACUUGUGUAGCUAAUGAUGCUCCGCCCGGCGCCGUUGGCACAAACAAGCAUCUGGCUACCUUGGGUUGAAUUCUACAAAAUGCAUCUUUUUAAUAUCGAGUUGAAAAUCAAAGUGAUAGUGAUACUGACAGUACAUUGUCUGUGGUGCCAUCGAAGCCAUUGUGUGCAAUGUACAGUAUUGAAUCUUUAAAACAAACGUAAUAUAUAUAUACUAACUAACACUGACAUUCUUGCAAUUCAACAGUAAGUUGUAUGCAAUUGUAGCUUGUCAUUUUACUUUCAAUAAAAAUCAAUGUUUAU
Molecule: messenger RNA, 5278 nt
Organism: Drosophila busckii
Lineage: Eukaryota; Metazoa; Arthropoda; Insecta; Diptera; Drosophilidae
Gene: Hasp
Product: protein lev-9
Exons: 15
Coding region: 110-5047 (1645 amino acids)
Cellular component (GO): extracellular region
Molecular function (GO): peptidase inhibitor activity
Source: RefSeq, a predicted model, not a curated record